Aphanomyces invadans is the source of this 1916-nucleotide messenger RNA. RefSeq lists its product as hypothetical. The transcript is spliced from 5 exons. Bases 107 to 1594 code for a protein of 495 amino acids. Gene Ontology annotation, molecular function: S-adenosylmethionine-dependent methyltransferase activity; protein binding. The record is from RefSeq and is a predicted model, not a curated record. NCBI's taxonomy places the organism in Eukaryota, Oomycota, Saprolegniomycetes, Saprolegniales, Verrucalvaceae.
CUUUCGACAGGGACGCGCGGCGAGCCUCCAGUCCGCGGAAUCUUUGGUCACUGCGCAGCCAACCCACGCUUCGUGAAUCAACAACGCGGUCACAUCACUUACCACGAUGCGCCGGCCAGCCAAGAGCUCGUCCAAGAAAGUUGGGAAAGACAGACCGAGGCGGCUAAGUGAUGAUGGGGAGUCACCAGUCCCUGGCCGACGAAGCAGUGACGCCGAUUUGGGUGGGAACGGAGCUGUCUACGACGACCACUACGGCAUUAAUGGAGAUGCGUGCUACAUGGAAGACUGUGGAGAUGGUGGUGGGUGGUUCAACUGUGAAUGUUUUCUCUCGCUUGUCUUGGUGGGCGUGCUGGUUGCGCUGCCCUUCAACCUCCACAGCACAAAAGACCUGCUUCAGUCGCGAGACACGUACAUCGUGAAGGCGGUCGAGUUGAUGAAAGUCGGGUCGUGCGACGACGCUGUCAACUUGUACGAGCGGGCACUCAUCGUGGAGGAAAGCGCGAUGAUUCACCAUCAACUUGCCGACGCGCUAACGCAGUGUGGCCGGCCAAAGGAAGCGCUGGGGUACUACUUAAGCGGCAUCCGGCUGGAAGAAUCGACCCACAGGAAGGUGCCGUCCCUCAUGGCAGUCGGCGACUUGUUCCUCAAACAGUCCGACUACAACAUGGCGACGAGGACGUUCGAAACGAUCGUGUCGAUCUUGCAAGACGACCCAACCAAAGACCUUGUCGAGGCCUACAUGAAGCUCGCCAAGGUCGACAUGAGCCUCCGUCGGCUCUCCGCCGCGUACUCGCAUUACACUGCGGCGAGCGACCUCAUUAUUGGCGACUCAAUGCAAGCCGAGGUUCACUACCGCAUGGGUCAGUGCGCCCUCAUCAUGGGCAAACUCCCGCUCGCCAUCGAAAACUUCAAAGUCGCCGCGGCCAAAGGCACCACAUCCCAGAAAUCCUUGUUCACACACAGCCUGGCGUAUGCGUACUUGGAGCACGGCAUGCUUGCCCAGGGCAACGACGAACUCGCCGCGCUCUUUGCCUCGCCGUCCAUGUACACAGAGGAGCGGUACAUCCGCGCGUCCUUCCAAGAUCACCAGUAUCCAUCCGGUCGAUCUCCCACGCAGUACAUCGCGCAGCUCUUUGACAUCCACGCCCAGCGCAUUACGCAGCCUCCGCCCGCCAACCACGUCGAUACGUUUCGUCAACUACAUGGCCUACUCUUCGAGUCGGGUGUCCCGAACGCGAUUGCCAAAGCCUUAAUGUCCAAAAUUGGCAUUUCCGACGGCGACCACUGGCUCGAUGUGGUCGAUUUGGGCUGUGGAUCGGGCCAUGCCAUGUCGUUCCUUCGCUCGUUGUCGAACUUUGUGCUUGGAAUCGACCUCUCGCCCCUCUCGAUUGAAAACGCCAGGAACUUGACCAACAUGUACGACGACUUGCACGUAAGCCACCGUCUUGUUCCCAGACCAUGCUGCAGCUACGACGCACGGCGACUAGGUUGGCGACUUCCUCGAUGUCGGUGGAGGCUUGCCCGAUGCGUCGUACGACGUAGUUGUGGCGAUGAAUUCACUGCCGUACUUUGGGGACCUCCGGCAGGUGUUUGAACUGGCGCAUCGGAUUCUUCGGCCAAAGGCGUUCGUCGCGUUCAACGUGGACGUGCGGCAGAAUGACGACGACAACGAUCAACAAGACUUUAGCCUGCGCUUCUCGGGGCGGUGGCAGCACUCGGACGAGUACGUCAAGCGAGUCUUGGAGCGUCACGGGUUUGAACUACUGCAUCAAGAGCAAGUGGAAGAUGACCAAGUGUUUUACCAAGCCCACGGCGCACAAAUUCAACACCGAGCCACGGGAAAGGCAUAUUCCAACGUGUACGUGGCUCAAAAGGUCGCAGAUGACGUGUAAAAGAGGCAACUGGUCGAAUCACGU